CUGCGUCCUCGUCGUCCUAGUGGCGUAAGUCCCCUUUCCAUCUCUUUCCCCCAGCCCACACUAAUGAAUCAGCCUCAACAUGCUCUACAUAGCAUACCUGAACAAACAGCACGAGAAGCGACGCGUCGCCAUGGGCAAGAGCGCGAAGAUCAUCGAUCGCUCGAUGCAGGCGGUUGGCGAGCCUGAGGAGGAGGACAAGGGCGAGGAGGCUGGGAAAGGAGAGACGACGGGCGAUGAUAACGCGUUCAAGGACCUUACGGACUUUGAGAAUGAGGAUUUUGUGUUUGUGUACUAGGGGAGAUUUGGGGGAGAAGGAGGUGGUUCAGGCUGGGUCGACGGGGAUUGUAUGUAGUGUAGCACGAUUCGGAGAGGGUUGACGAUCUGAUCUAUCCACAGAUAUACAUCAAAAUGAUUACAAGAGUAUACUCCAAAAGUCUGUAAAGAUACUCAACUUUGUCUCUCAUGAACCAUGCAAUUGCCCCAAAUCCUCCUCUUAGCCAAGGCCGGGGGUAUUCCGAGGUCACGACACCGCCGCCCCGCAUUUUCGUCUCCGUCUCGGCCCAACUCUUCAUUAUCCGAUCUUGUUGCUCUCUCGCCAGGCUUUGCUUGAUAUAUCCUCACCAUGGCAUCUGAAGACUCGUACCUCGUUGCUGCGCCGCCGUCUAUGAAGCGGAUUCCCAAAGCAUGCAGCGCGUGUCGGCAAUCGAAGGUGAAAUGUGAUGGGAAGCGGCCAUGCACGAGAUGCGAAAAACUAAAGAAACAAUGCGUCUUCUUCGAAAUCCCCAAGGAUCCCGUUACCGAGAGGCUCGAAUCCGUCGAGUCAGAAGUCCAGCGUCUGCAGGCCCAGCUCGCCGAUAUGAGACAGAUGCUUCGCGGCAAUUCGCAGCCGCAGAAUGACACUGACACGCAUGUACUCGCCGGCAUCGAACCGUUUUCGCAACUCCAGCCCACGGACCCGGACCCGGCACAGCAAUGUCGCGGGAGCGUCUCGCUGAUAUCCCCUCGGCAGAUAUCAGCUGCAGCUAGUGUUCCGGGGCUCAUGCCACCGGCUGAGCCGAAUUUCUCUAGUGCCCGUGGGCAGAUUCCAGUACAGUCGCGAGUUAGACGUGCUCAGGCUCAUGGGGAUGUAUUCCGUGCGUCGAAGAAGCGGCGCUCGGGAUUCGAGGUGCGGGAGGAGCCGAUUGCGGAUUUUGUGAGUUUGGGGAUGAUUACGCUUGAGUAUGCGGUUGAUUGUUUUACGACGUUCUUCCAGGGUUGUGACAGGUACAUUCCGAUCUUCGACCCGAGAUACGACACGUUUGAAUCCGUGCGAUACCGGAGCAGUAUUCUACUGAAUGCAAUAUGCACGAUUGGGAGUCGUGUAGAGGCCAGAGCCGGCUCCCAACUCUCCGACCUCCUCCAAACCGAACUCAAGAAAUGGAUCAACGUCGUCAUCCAAAACGAGACACUAAACUGCCUCGAGUCCGUCCAGGCGCUCCUCGUCAUCGCGUGCUACUCCGCCGAGCGGUCGCUGAUCCUCUCAUUUGCGACGCGGAUGGCGCUCGAUCUAGGCCUCGACGAGGCGUUCGAGGAGCUCACGCAGCAUUUGACCAUGAAGGAUUUUGAUGGCGGAUCAGGGGUUUCGAGCCUGGUUGAUGAUGAGAAUGCGCUCAUGCGCAAGUCGAGGACGUGGUUUGGGUUGUUGGUUUUGGAGCAUAUAUUCAGCCUCGACGGUGGGAAACCACCGGGCAUCCGGAUGACGGGAAACUCGCGGCGGUGUCGCAAGCUGCUCGAUCACCCGUCAUCGACCGUUUUGGACCUCCGCUUGUUUUCGCAGGUCGAGUUGAAUGUUAUCAGAGUGCACAUAAACGAAACUCUAGGUACCAAAGCGCCACUGGCUCGAGCUGAUGUCGCGGCGUUCGUGCAAGAAGCCAAGCUUGAUCUGGACCUGUGGUUCGACGACUGGCAGCGAAUAAUAGAAAACGCACUCGCCCCUGAAGACGAGGAACGAGGACCCUUACUCGCUGCGCUCCGCGUGCAAAAGUGCUGGGGCGAGAUGAUGCUGCAUUGCAAAGCGCUCCGAUCAAUGGGGGUGGAAAACGUCGCAGCCAUGUCCAACGUCGAGCGCAAGAUCCUCCUCAUGGCAAAGGCAAGUGCUCGUAAACAUCUCAGCCUGAUCACCAUCGAGCCAGACUCGUAUCUCGCCAAGCUGAAAUAUGCAAUGGACUUUGUCUGGGCGAAAUGUGCGUUCUGCUUCUUGCUCUUGCUCAAACUGUCUCGUCUCCUGCCAGAGGGGAAAGAAGAGCACGAGGAGCUACUGAAUCAUGGAAACCGACUUCUCGACGAUUUGACCAAGAGCGUAUCGAGCAGCAACAUCGCCAGUAACAGCAAUGUAUACCUGCAGAUUCUUCGGCUGAGCAUUGAAAAGUAUGGGCGGACGCUUCACGAGAGUGGAUUAGGGACAGAUGGAGGCGCAACCGAGGACACGGCGCCGUUCUGGGAGUUGUUUGAUGCGCAGACGGAGUUGACCUCGUUUGUGCCGGAGCAGUUUGUGAGCGAGUGGGAUUUUCCCGGGCUCAAUCUGUUUUAUUUUCCGACGACGUGGCAAGAUUUUUUUGCUGAUUUUUCGCUGGCCGUUUGA
Messenger RNA from Aspergillus calidoustus, 2620 nucleotides. The record is from the annotation of a GenBank genome assembly. Lineage: Eukaryota; Fungi; Ascomycota; Eurotiomycetes; Eurotiales; Aspergillaceae.